This is a messenger RNA of Pogona vitticeps (central bearded dragon), 1252 nucleotides long. The record is from RefSeq and is a predicted model, not a curated record. Lineage: Eukaryota; Metazoa; Chordata; Lepidosauria; Squamata; Agamidae.
UGCUCUUUCAGAGGAAAAAUCUCUCUGUGGACAUUCAGCCUGAUUUCUCAGUAACAGAGAAGGAGGCACAGCCGGAGAGCAGACAGCAUCUUCUGCCAAGGGGGAACACGCCAGGCAGUGAAGGAGAUGCCAGUUUGCAGGGAGCUGGAAUGAUGCCAGUAGCAAGGACUCCGCCAUCUUCCCUUCCCUCGGAUGGAGAGGAACCCCAUCAGGCUUCUGUGACCUUUGAAAAGGUGGCCGUGUGUUUCACCCAGGAAGAGUGGGCACUGCUGGAUCCUGACCAGAGGGCCCUACAGAGGGAAGUCAUGGAGGAGAAUUCUAGGAUGGUGACAUCUCUGGAUAAUUUGAAGAAAACAGCCAUAUGUGCAAAGAGCAGCAAGUGCUUUGUGCAGAAAAUGGAUCUUGUCAGACACUGGCAAACACACACAAAUGUUAAAAGAAUUACUGGAGGGAAACCCUACAAAUGCAUCCUGUGUGGGAAAUAUUUUGCCCAAAAGAUGACCCUGAUCCUUCACAAGAGGACCCACAUUGCAAAGAAAAGUGUCAGGGAGAAGCCACACAAAUGCCAGGAGUGUGAGAAAUGUCUUCCUCAAAAGACAGACUUGAAAAAGCAUGAGACUCGGCACAGCGGAGAGAAACCAUACCAAUCUGAGGAGUGCGGGAAAGGUUUUACCUGGAAUCCAAACGUUAUGAAGCAUCAGAGAGUUCAUACAAGAGAGAAACCGUACAAAUGCCUGAAGUGUAGCAAACAUUUUUCUUGCAGUACAACCCUUUUGAGCCAUCAGAGAGUCCACAGAGGAGAAAAACGAUACAAAUGUCAAGAAUGUGGGAAAUGUUUUUCUCAAAAUUCGCACCUUGUGGUGCACAAGAGAGUCCAUAGAGGAGAGAAACCCCACAAAUGCAAGGAGUGUGAUAAAUGUUUUGCUCAAAGUUCACUGCUUGUAAAUCAUAAGAGAGUCCACGCAGGAGAACAUGCAUACAAAUGCCAGGAGUGUAAGCAAUGUUUUCCUCAGAAGACAAAGUUCGUGAAGCAUCAGACUCAGCACACAGGAGAGAGACCGUACCAAUGUCAGGAGUGUGGGAAAGGCUUUACCUCGAAUUCAAACCUUGUGAAUCAUCAGAGAGUCCACACAGGAGAGAAACCGUACAAAUGUCAGGAGUGUGAGAAGUGUUUUUCUCAUAAAUCAAACCUUCGGAGGCACAAAAGAGUUCAUACAGGUGAGAAACCGUUCAAAUGUCAGGAGUGUGAGAA